AUGGAGAAGCCUUUUGAAGCUAUGAACCAGCAGCAGUCCCCUUUGACAGGGAGCUGCUGCGAGGCCCCCACGUUGUCAGUCCCCAAGGUUCAGGCACCAUUACCUGUACGGUAUGGAUACCCAAGAAUUAAUCUUCCCACCCUCGGAAUCAGAUAUCUUGGCUCCCUGUUGGAGGAGCUCACCUCCCUUAUCAGACAUGCUACCACGGCCCUGCAGAACUACAGUAACUCCCCAAGCCUCGUUGGGGAUUUGAAGGUGUUUAAUGAUGAUCAUCGUUACGAAGGGCUUGUCCUGGUGUCCACCUCAUUCCAAGAACAUUAUCAGCAGUGUCAGCAAGUUGCAGUCUACUCUGGGAAUCUGGAGCUUCUCAACCAGAUUUGUUGUGAGCUGGAAGAAGCCCAAAAUUCAAGCAUGGUGCUGGAGCCCAUUGAAUGUAUGCUGGAUCAGAUCCAAGUGUAUAAGCAAGGAAACCCGUCUGUCGAUGUAGAGCAAAUCAUUUCGCUUAUCAAGGAAUUUAUUGACAGGAGACAACCUUCCAUUAUUUCCAAUAGCAGGACGUCCUCAACUGAAGCUGUAGCUGGCAGUGCACCACUUUCUCAAGGAUCCUCCGGAAUCACAGACAUGUAUAGCUCUGAUAUUGAACCCCAGCCCAUGUCUGUGCAUUUUAUGGAAAAUUCCCAAGACUUGAAUGAAUCUGUGCAAGUUUAUGGCGAAGUAAAUGCAGAUUUAGUAAGUCCAGACAGCGGCUUAGCCACUAUUCGAAGCAAUCGUUCUUCCAAAGAGAGUUCAGUCUUUCUUAGUGACGACAGCCCUGUUGCAGAAGUAGUAAGUUCUUAUCUCAACCCUGUCCAUGGUUUCCCCUCCUUUAAUCCUGUGUGUGAAUGUGAAACUACGCAGGAGCAAAAGCCUCUGUCAGUGAGCAAGAAUGAGAAUUAUGAUAUGUUCAGCUUUGAUCCAUUACACAACAGCAAUGUCCCCUCUGUGACAAGUGAUGCUGAUUUUUCUUUUGCAAAUGAUUUCUUAAUCUUUCAGCCUUUAGACAUACAGGCGCAAACACAACUUGAUGACAGAGUAACACAAAGUCAAUUGGAAAAGGACAUGCCCACCCUUUCGGCAGAUGGAGAAGCCAGACUGGUUGAAUUCUAUGACGGAUCAGUCCAUCAGGUGGCAAAUGAAGAUAAAAUUGCAUUGGAAGAUCAGUUUUCCACAGAGUAUGCCCCAGCAGAACUUAUAAGCAACCCUAUAGGAGAUAACAUGGACAGAAAGGUUCCACGAACACCAAUGAAUAGCCUUGUAGAGUGUUCACCUUUGGAUGAUGGAUUGCCAGCUUUUUUUCCAGAAGAUGUCAUAGAGAAAAUAAGUGAAAUGGGUAACAAAGAUUAUGCUUUAGCAAGUUUUUGUCAACCUAAAAUGUGGAAUGACUUUGAGGUAGAUGCCAAGCAAACAACUUCAGAAACUGAGGGUAUAUGGAAUGCACAUGAGCAAAGUCCUGAUUUGAUAAUGGAAUAUAAUCGGACCAGCCAAGUUAAAAGUAUGUGCCCUGACCAGCCUGAAAACAUUAUUAAGGAAUAUAACUCCUUUCUGCAAGGCGAUACAGACAUGAAACAAACCGUAAUUUCCCCUAACUCAGAAGACGAGUGCCUGUGGCACGGUCCUUUUAGUCAGACUGUACUAAAGAGCACUGAUACCCUUGACCAACAUGCUGUGGAAUCACACAAUACUGUACAAUAUGACAAUAAAACCAAAGAAAUAUUAGAUGACAUACGUCAAGGCAAAAUGUUGACACAGCAGGAUGAAAAUACAUCCCCAUUAGAUAUGUGGGACAAUGCUGUACUCAAUAAAAAAGAAAGGACCCAAUUACAAGACAGUUCUGAUGAAACAAGAUUAAAUUUAAGUGGUAAAGGUCUUGAAAAUAAUGGCCCAGAGGAAAUAGGAAUAGAAACCUCGACAGCUACUGGAUCUGAAAUCAGAAAUUCUUCCUUAAAUGAUCUGCUUUGUACUACAAGCAAUGCUGACUUGUUCCCAUCUAUGGAGAAUGUUCAGUCAACUGCAUUUAGACUAGAAGGUGACAAUUGGUUCAAUAACCAAAAUGUUCAUUACCGUCAGGAAAAACAAGAUGUGGCGUGUUUUAUCAUGGAUCAUAACACUUUAACAGACCAGCCAACAUCUGUAAAUACCCAAGUUAUUACUAUAUUAUAUCAAGGGGAGACUGAGUCAGAUGUAUCGCGGUCUGAUUUUAGCCCCCUAACCCCAGACAUGAAAAAUGUGACAGCUGUUGAGACACAUUUGGCUGUGACAGAGAAAAGUAGCAAAGGUGGGCCUGUCAUCUCUGAGGAAGACAGAGAGAUUUUGUCUAACAAUCCUGUUUUGUGCAGUGAUGGUGUUUUGGAGUCUAAGCCGUUGUUCAGUGAAGACAUUUUCCCAGCAGCUGAAAACACCCAGUCUGGAUAUUCAGAAGCAUGGAAUUCACCUGUUGAAAGUCCCGCAACUGUUUUUGAGGAUACAUUUUCAACAACUGAUGUACUAGAUAUGCAAGAAAGGAAAAUGGAUGACAAUCCUGCAUUUCUGGCUUCACAGUACACCAGCAUUAUUUUGGAUGACAAACAAAAACAUCCAAUUGAAGAAAAUCUUUAUAGCAAUAACCCGUUCCCUCAAGAAAGUCAUCACGCAGAAACAUAUAACUGGAACACCAGCCUCUUUUCUUCAGAUCUUUGGAUCCCAGGCAUGCUUGGAGACAUCCAGCUUACACCCCCCGAAGAAGAAAAAAUAUUUAAACCGGAAGCACCCGAAACAUCCUAUGAUAAAGCAAAUGUGGAACUAAUGAAAGAGGGUCAACAAACUCCAGAGAUUUCAGAGAAAGGCCUUUUACCUACAAAGGAAGAAUCUUGUGAAACAGAUAUGUGGAGCAGUUUGGUUGAAAAAGACCACCAGAAAAUUAGCAACUCUGCUAUUCCAGAGAGCAUACCAAUUUGGAAUACAACCAUUAGGGAUGACACACGGUCUUGUGACACAAGUCCGGGGACCGAUGAUUCCUCAGAGAGUUCUGAAAUGUGGAAUGCACUAGGUCAGAGAGGCUCUUUGGUGAACCCUCUCCAGGUUAUGCAGGAGAGCAUGGAUAUGUGGAAUACAACCAUACAAGAGGAUUCACAGCCUUCUGAAACCACUCCUGAAGAAAGAGGAAGCAGUGGGAAUCUGGAACUAUGGGGCACAUCAACGGAAAAUCUAUUUCAGACCGAUGUGGAUUAUUUUGAAAGCUCUGAAAUUGGUCCAGCUGAAUCCAUCUGCUCAGCCAAUGAAGAUGGAGAUUUCAAUGAGGAACUCAAAAAUCAGAUGUUUGGAGUAGAACAGAACCAAACAACGAUAAAAUAA
Messenger RNA from Polyodon spathula (Mississippi paddlefish), 3369 nucleotides. Its product is annotated as protein prune homolog 2-like. The transcript is spliced from 4 exons. The record is from RefSeq and is a predicted model, not a curated record. Bases 1 to 3369 code for a protein of 1122 amino acids. Lineage: Eukaryota; Metazoa; Chordata; Actinopteri; Acipenseriformes; Polyodontidae.